This is a messenger RNA of Moneuplotes crassus, 6190 nucleotides long. The record is from the annotation of a GenBank genome assembly. NCBI's taxonomy places the organism in Eukaryota, Ciliophora, Spirotrichea, Euplotida, Euplotidae.
UGAAAAUGUGGCGAAAAGUUGAGUCCCCCGCAGACAUAAAUAAUCAUACUAAGACUAAUAGUAUCAAACGGGAAGGACCCAUAUAUGGUGGAAGAGAGAAUAAUCUUAAAGGCAAUCUCUUCAUGAAGACAGAAAGUAUAUAUACAACAAAAGCUAAGAAAAAGACCAAGACUAUUGACCCUAAAAAUGCGGAAAAAGAGCUAAAAUAAAGCAAAUGAAUUAGUAGUAGUAGACAUCACUGACCUUGAUAAGGAGAAUAUCCAUGUGAACAAGAUUGACAACUUAGAUGCUAGAGCUACUUUUAGCCAAAUAAAGAGGCCUGUCUUGUCUAUCCAAAGGAAGUACCUUAACAAAAUAGAGAAGGAAAUUAGCAUCAAAAGAUAUACAGAUUCAGGACAUAACCAAAGACGAGAUAAUAAUUUAUUAAAUAUUAGUCAAGAUCGAAGAAAGAAAAGUAUUAGCAAUACAGAAAACACAAAAAACCCGGCUAGUACAAAUAAAACUGCAGAUCUAUUUACACAGGCUAGAGAGGCACUCUCCAAUUUGCAGGUCACAAAUGUUAAGGAAACAAAAGCCUUGAAAGAAAAAGUUCCCAGAAUGCGUGAAGUAUUACCAAAGCAGAAGAGAACUGGAUUAUUGCGUAAAGGAACUCCAGCCACUCAUAAAAGAUUAUCACAAAACCUGAAGUCACCUCCAAAAUCGCCUAAAUCUAAAGUAGAAAUUCCUUUUUCCAAGAACAGAUAUUCUAAGGAACCUCAGAAGGAAGACCUUACUCUUGAAAAUAAGAAGAAAGCAAUUCAGUACUUAAAGACUCAGAAGGCAUCUAGGCAUGAAAAGAAGGAUCAAAAGAAGAUUCUUAUGGAUAAAUAGAAAGAAAUACACUGAACAAGUCAGGAGGCAAAAUAAAGAGAAACUCCAAAAGAAAAAGCUAAGAAACAGCAGUAUUGACGAUACUAAAGAAAGAAGAGGUAAACAACCCUCUGCACCUCGAUCAAAAUCAGAAGAUGUACGUACUAAGCCCUUUAAGGUUGUCAGGAAGCAUGCUAGGAAUAGACUUAGGCAAAUGCAUAGGUCUGAAGCAAAGCCAAAUGAAAAUUCUCAUAUUAACCAAAAAGAUACCAAUACUUUAUCAGUAGAAAGAGAUGAGAGGAAGAAUACUAUUGAGCAAAAAGUUGCUAAAUUCCCAGAAAUGCAGCCAAAUCUUCCUCCUAAAGGUGAUAAUAAAGUUCAGAUAAAUGUAGAUAUUGCAUCAAAAUUCAACCAAAGAGAGAUCAUUAAUCUUAACAUGGACCACUCUGCCCAGAUACAUUUAACUGAGGAGGAAGAGACUAAAUACAUGAAAACUCCUGAGUUAAAUCUGAAGGAGAAAUAUUCUCACAAGAACAUCUCAGAAAACAAAAUUAGCGGAAAAUCUACUGAGAAAGACCUAAAGACAACAAAAAUAUUACAUUCUUCGCACAAAAAGAAGAGCCUGAAAGUUUCCAAAGAAGUAGUUGAGUGAAAGAGGAAUCUCAUAAAGCUCCAAAAGAAGAGCGAAUACCUUAAGAGGAAAAAGAUUGACCAAGAAACCCAACAAAAAGAGUUAGAGAGAAGGAAACAAAAUAUUGCCUCUCUCAACACAAUGCUUAAGAAGAGAAACCAAAGCUUCAGGAGGAAGAAGAGGAAGCAAGAGAAACUAAUGAAGAAGGAUGCUAUCAACUUUGAUAAACCUCCAGGCGCCAGCUUUAGUAAGAAGGUGAAAAGGAAGAAGAUUAAAGUGAAGAAUAUAAAAAGAAACCAAACAUUCACUAAUUUAUCAAACAAAAGUCCUGGAGACACUAUGAACACUACUAAGAAUCAUCCAUCAUCGAAUAAGAAGAAAUUUACUGUCUCUGUAAGGAAAAAGUUGACAUACAAGAAGAUGAAUGAGAGUCUGAAGACAAAUACUUCAUCAAGAAAGCUCAGGUCAGACAAUAAGCUUGGCGCUAAAAGUGUAAAUACUUCUCAGUAUUUUUAUCCUAACCGAGGAAAUAUAAAUGCUCAUAAGAAAAUGAAGGCGAUCAAAUCUGAAUCUAAGAAGUACGUUCCUGGCAAAGGCACUCAUUUUAAUGAUAUCUCAGAGAUAAAAGAGUUUAACAUGACUGAUGAGGAAGAGUCUCUAAUCAAUUCUUCCAUCCUCAAAAAUAUCGAAGAGCAUGAGUCACUCAGACAGACUGAAAAGCUUGGGAAGGAAUCCCUCAAGAAGCAAAAAAUGGCAGCUAAAAAGACUAUUCAAUCUACUAAAAAGAAGCACAAAAAGCCUGCUAAGAAGAAAAUGAAAUUUAUUAGUUCAUCUAAAAAGGCUCCUAAGAGGGCGAAUAAGUUUGUUGACAAGGAGAAGACAGAUAAAUCUCUGAAGAAAAGAAAGGUCAUCUUCCACUCUAGUAAGCUCAAAGAAGUGUCUCCGAUUGAAAGAAUCACAAGAGGCUCUCAAUACCUUGAAGAGUCCAUGGAUCCAAGGAACGAUUAUAAGAAUAUAGAGUCGUCUGGUGAAAGAUUUGGACAGAUUAAAAAGGUAGAGCUAUCCAUUCCUUCGAUACUCAAUGGAAGCCAAUCUGAUGAACUUCCUUGCCUCAAGGAUUGUCAAGAAGACAGUGAAAUUAGAGGCUAUGCUGUUAACGAAGGAUGCAAGAAAGUUGAGAAUAUAGACUCAGAGGAAUUUCUGGGGUUGCUUUCGUCAAAUAUAAAACAAGAAGAAAUUAAAAGCUCUAGUAAUAGAAUUACCGAUCCUAAAAAUCUGCAACAUAUAGAUUUCACUGAUAAAGAGAACCUUCAUCUUAGUGGAUAUCACUCUCCCGGAGUUGAUUCCCCAAGCAAGAAUUCUUCAAUCCAUGAAAUGGAAGAAUCUCAUUCAGUUGUUCAUUGGAAUAUAGAUUCAGUAAAAGACAAUCUCAAAGACUUAUUAAAAACCCAAAAGGAAAGGAACGGCUUAAUUCUUGGUUCUAACCUCCAAUCUGAAAAUCAGACAGUGAUUAACUGAACUCAAAGCAACCAAGAGAGUGCUAGUGAACAUCAAGAAGAACUUCAGCAUGACCAAAAUAAUACUGUUGAUAAAUCUUCACCUGAGUCUUCUCCCAUUCCUCAAGAUUUCACUUCAGUCAGAGAAGUCGAGCAAGAAAGUCCAGAUGAGUCAGCUGAAGAACACCAUAACCAAAAAGUAUUCGAGUAUCUUCACCAGCAGAGUGACCAAGAUCUUGCCGAGCCAGGCAUAACAUCUAAAAAUAAGGCAGAAAGUAGUUCGAGCAAACAGCUAGAUGCCAACUUACCUAACUCAGAUCAUCAUUCAAGCUCAAACAGAGAUUUAUCAGAACCUGACAUGGACGAGGAAGAGAUUGAGAAGUUCCUCAAUGAACCUCCAGCCCAUGAUAAAUCUGAAGGAUUUGAUAACACACUCACAAAUAUGAGACUGGCUUUUGGCUCAGAAAAACACAUUCGAGAAAACAGUGUCAAAACUCUUGAGAAAAUAGGUCAGAUUCAUAUUGAAGAAGAAAGUGGAGAAAAGACAGAUGAAAAAUCAAACGUAUUUGAAAAGAAUAGUUUCCAAGAAUACUCUCUUAAAAAGUUUACAGAGCUUAUGAACGUCAAAAAUAUGAAGAAUUUUCAGACUACUAUACAAAAAACCUUCAGAGAGUAUAACAAAAAUAACUUCUUUACCAACAGUGAUAAAAAGGCAAGCAAACUAAGCUCCACUCCUAAAAAAUCAAGUUGUAUCUCUCCAAGGAAGUUCACCAUGAAAGAUCUCGAACUUGAUAGAAUCGGGUAUGAAAAGAUGAAGGAAAACUCAGAAAAGAAGACCAAGUUCAUUCAGAACAUGCUUGGAUCCUGUUCUAGCCAGAACAAGCAAAGCACCUCUUCUAUUCUAUACAAGACUAAUCUGAGUGCUGAGAAAUGAAGAAGAGAGAUCAAUAUGGAAGAUCUCUCUGACGACCAAUCUUCUAAGAAUAUGCAGUACAAAACCUCAAGUCCCCAUAAGACUUAUCAGUUACUAAAUAAUAAGGCAGAGAAGGAAGAAGUAGUAAUCAACCCUCAAAAUCUUGACAUAUAUGAGUCACCUAAAAAGUCUGCACAAGGUAUAUUCACUUCAUGAAAGAAACAUUUUGAAAGUAUUGACCAAACAAGCCAAGACCAGUAUGAAGUUGAGACUCCUUCCGAAGACGAUAAUAUUGAAACGGUGAAGCAUGAUUCUUCCAGACUUAGAUCUCAGAAGAGAGGUCUUCCAAUGGAAAAUUCUGCUACAAGUAAAGAAGAAACUCCCAAAUGAGCAUUCACAGGAAGAAUAAUCCGUACAGACGAGAACUGUAACACAGUCGAGAAGUAUAUCGUAGGAGAUUGCUUUACUGAUGAAAAGAACUAUGAAAAGAGGCUUAGAAACGCAGUAACUUCAGCUAAGAAGAUCAACCCAAUUCAGAUACUCAGAGAGGUAAAAUCUCCAGACUCGUCAUAUAUCUCAUCUACUAAGAAUGCCCUAGCUGAAGAGUAUUUGAAUGAAAAUGAUAGGAUUAAUUUUGAAAUUAGUGAGCAAAAAUAUCACGCUGUUCAAGGGUUAAAUGACAAAGAAAAUAUUGGUAAUAACCACAAUAUUAAUAUCCAAAAAUUUGAUUACCCUGGUUGACUUAAAAGCAGCCUUUUUCAGAACAAACUUCAAGACUUAGAGCAAGAUUAUAAUGCCCUUGAAUCUCCGGAAGAAUCAAACCACAAACAUUCAAAAUCCAGAUCCAGAACAAAAGAGAAGAGCAGGAGUGGCUGUGGUUCUGAACAAAUUGAUGAGAUCUUGGAAGUUGACAGAGAAGAUGACAAAACUUGCAUGAUGAUCGACUUUAACUCUUCUCCAGAGCCCACUAAGCGAGUAAUCCCUGAGCUUGAAGAAGAGACUACCCAGAGCAUUGAAUGGAUCAUUGCGAAUAAUAUCAAUGCUCAGAAAAGAGAUGAAAUCUGAAAACUAGUUGAUGGCGAAUCCAGGAAUAUCUCACCUCAUACUAAACUGCCUCAAUCAGAAAGUGAAUCUAAAGGAGAUAUUGAAGUUGAAGAGGUUCCAAGAGUCAAGUUUGGAAAUCCGUUGAUUGAUAAUAAUAUUCUUGAAGGAAAAAAGGACGACCAUGAAGAAUCUAACCUGGCCCAAUACGUUGAUUGAAUCGAGUCAGUCGAAUCCUCUGCCAAUAAGUCAGCAAAAGAGUAUGCUGAGAAAGAACUUAUGAAGAACCCAGAAGAAACUUCAGAGCAUAUGACUGAUGAAAUACUCUCUAUGAUGUUAUUUAAUGAUAUUCAUGAUUGUCCUAUGCAUCCAAUUAGAGAGAACAACUUUGUUGAUUAUUUCAAGGAUAAAUAUCCAUUCAAUAGAGAUCUAGGAAUUGAUACAACAGAAGUUGGGACAAAUAAGUACAUUGAUCAAUUAUGUGACUACCUUGAGAAAUACCAUCUUGAUCUAGUCUACAACCAACUUCUAAAGCCAGUCUAUGUAGAUCCUCUUGAAGAACUAAAGAAGCUGCAAGCUCUUGAUGAUUUCUACAAUGAUGAGGUGCCUGAGAGUGAUAAGAAUUCUCAAGCCAAUCUCUCUAAUAAGGUGGAAGAGCCUGAUACUGGCCUUGUCCUUCCUCAACAGCUCUUCUAUGAAUUUGAAGAAGUCAGGAAGCAGGACCUUUACAAAAAUAUUGAAAAAUGAGCCAAUCCUGAGUACAAGGAAAAUGAAAUCGAAGACAAAGUUAGAUACACUUUUAUUCAUGACAAAGUUGUUUUUGACGCUUUUAAUAAUGCCCUUAGUCACUAUGGCGAGAGAAGUGAGACACCAAGACCUUGGAUUAAACAAAAAGCUUCAUUCGAGAGAUAUUAUAAUGUCGAUGAGAUCCUAAACCUUUUUGAGAAGUCUAAGAAGAAGGUUAGUAAUUGCAUCUCUGUAUGAGCAGGAACUAGGAAAAUUCCUCCUCCUUCAGUAUUAGAUACUUACAGCCAGAUGAAUGAUGACUUUGGAGAUACUCUUGAUGCUAACCAGCUUUCUGACGAAGAGCGAUUACAACAGUUGAGAGAAGAAAGACUUAGUUUAAUGCUGAGAGAGAUACAAGAUGAAGACUAUAAAUGGAACAAAUUCGAAGCCUGAGAAAUCCAAAUAAAGCUCGAUCUAGCAGACAUGGUGUUAGAAACCCUUGUCUGAGAAGUAAUCGAGAUUUUGAAUAAAUAA